UUGUAUUUUAAUUUUAUUGAAGCGGCAAAAGCACGAGGCUUAUUAGAUGAUGAUAAUAUUUGGAAAGAAACAAUUGCUGAAGCUUUUGGCUCUCAGAAAAGAGUUCGACAGCGAAUUCGUUGGCUCGCCUUAUUUUUUGGAUCAGCCAAUUUGUCAAACCCCACAGUGUUACUUGAUUAUGUGUUGGGACUUAAAGAAGACUGGCUUGUCGGUACUCGAGUUGCUGGAAAAAGUUUUGAAGCAAGAAAAGAAUAUGUUCUCAACGCUCUUGAGUGGUUUUUAAGGGUUAAUGGUGUCAGGCCAGAUGAACUAGAACGUGAUGAUGAUACAUAUCAAUCAGCCUGUGAAAAAAUCGGCUUACCUCGACCAACAUGUAGAAAUAUACAACCAGAACUUUUAAUUCAGGUUGUAAAUUAAUAUGUAAAUUUAUUAAGAAAAUAUAGGCUGAAAUUGAUGCUGAUACAAUGCUAAACAACAACGUUGAUCCUAUUUUAUUGGAAAAAAAUGAACGAAAAAAUA
Meloidogyne enterolobii is the source of this 519-nucleotide messenger RNA. The record is from the annotation of a GenBank genome assembly. NCBI's taxonomy places the organism in Eukaryota, Metazoa, Nematoda, Chromadorea, Rhabditida, Meloidogynidae.